Molecule: messenger RNA, 282 nt
Organism: Knipowitschia caucasica
Lineage: Eukaryota; Metazoa; Chordata; Actinopteri; Gobiiformes; Gobiidae
Source: the annotation of a GenBank genome assembly
AUGUUGUUGGAUGGCAUAUACCCCCUGCAUCCUGCUCGGAAGUGCUCACUGCCCCGCACCGAAAGCAAUGCUGGCAGAAUUCUUCUCCCCGCUCACGGCAGCUGGAACACCUUGGUCGAGGGCGUGGCGCUGGAAACCGCUGCGGUGCAUAGCCCUGCUGGAACUGGGACGUACCCGCUUGAUCCACGGACGGUGGGUGGGGUGGUACCUCGGCUCCGGGUCUUCAGGUGGGCGGCGGUCAGCCGAUGCAUACUCAUGCCCCAAGAUCUGUACUGUGGCUGA